UUGCCCACACGAAAAAGGAGGAGCUGAUGGUUUUGACCAUUUCAGAGAUAGUCUCGGAACUGUUGAAGGCCGUGAAGGAAAAGAAGGAUGUUAACUUAAACAAGUUAAAAUGCGCUGUCUCAAGGAAGUAUGGCCUGACGUCACAACCCCGAUUGGUAGACAUAAUUGCUGCUGUGCCACCUCAACAUAGAGAUACCCUUGUCCCCAAGCUUAAGGCCAAGCCUGUGCGUUCAGCCAGUGGCCCCUCUGGCUUAGAUUGUUGUCGUUGCGGUUAUGUGCAAACCCCACAGAUGUCCCCACAUUGCAAUGACGGGCAAUGUCUGCGUCUCCACCAACUCGGGCAUUUCUGUGACAAGGUUGAAUUCAUCGUCAUGGGCGGCACUUUUAUGUCGCUGGCGGAGGAAUAUCGUGAUUACUUCAUCAGGAAUCUUCAUGAUGCCCUCUCUGGACACGUGAGCAGUAAUGUCUCCGAGGCUGUAUACUACUCAGAGCGAAGCAAAAUCAAGUGCAUAGGUAUAACUAUUGAAACUAGACCUGACUACUGCCUGAAAAAACACUUGGGGGGUCAUACGGUUAACGCUGUCACAGAGUGCUUUCAACUUUCCAAGGACGCCGGUUUCAAGGUGAUCUCGCACAUGAUGCCCGACCUGCCUAAUGUAGGCUGGGAGCGUGAUCUGGCCCAGUUCUCAGAGUACUUUGAGAAUCCCGCCUUCCGAGACAUCCCAAUGCCACUGGUAACUAGUGGAGUUGAACACGGAAACCUGCGAGAGCGAGCACUCGCCCGGAUGGAGGAAUUGGGAGCAAAAUGCCGCGACGUGCGCACACGAGAAGUCGGCAUUCAAGAAAUUCAUCGGAAGAUCCAACCGUACCAGAUUGAAUUGAUCCGACGGGACUACGUUGCCAAUGGAGGCUGGGAGACUUUCCUCGCCUACGAAGAUCCCACCCAGGACAUUCUAGUGGGCCUUCUACGUCUGCGCAAGUGCUCACCAGAAACCUUUAGACCCGAGUUACGGAUCUGCACUGAACCUAACUCCGAUCCCUUGUGUUCAGGUUUCGGAACACUGCUUAUGGAAGAGGCCGAACGGAUCGCCCGAGAAGAACAUGGUUCCCUGAAACUAGCAGUCAUUUCAGGUGUUGGUACCCGAGAUUACUACCGAAAAUUGGGCUACGAACUUGAAGGACCCUACAUGGUGAAGGCACUGUGA
Dibothriocephalus latus is the source of this 1205-nucleotide messenger RNA. NCBI's taxonomy places the organism in Eukaryota, Metazoa, Platyhelminthes, Cestoda, Diphyllobothriidea, Diphyllobothriidae. The record is from the annotation of a GenBank genome assembly.